AUGGACGAAGUUACCCUGCGUCGCAAAGACACCACCAAGGGUCCGCCGCUGCGGAUCCUGUCUCUCGAUGGAGGCGGUGUUCGCGGCUACUCCAUGCUCAUCAUUCUCCAGGAACUCAUGUACCGGACAUACGUCGAAUGCGAAGGCAAACCCCCGCGGCGCGACCAGAUUCCAAAGCCUUGCGACCAUUUCGACCUGAUUGCCGGCACCGGCACCGGCGGUCUGAUCGCAAUCAUGCUGGGGCGCCUUCGCCUCGACCUUGAGACUUGCAAGGAAGUUUAUGUACGGAUGACUCGAAAGGUUUUUGAAACGGACAAGACGAUCGCGGGUAUCCCGUAUCGCUCAACGUUGUUCAAGGCCUCCAAGCUGGAAGAGGCCAUCAAGGAAUGUGUGCGCGAACACACCGUUUUCGAGGCCGAAGGGAACGACCAACCCGGAGGAGAUCCGCGCGCAUCCAUCUCCAGCCUGCCCUAUAGCUCAGGACCCAUGCCUCAACGCUCUGUCAGCCGUGGCAGUUUCAGCACCUCGGCAAUGUCACAUCCGCAAAGUCCAACAAGCCAAAGAGGCUCCACCUUUCUCAACGGGUUGCGCUGGGGCAAUCCGGAGGCAUUGCUCUAUGACAACCGAGAGAAUCGAACCAAAACGGCUGUCACUGCUCUCUAUAAGGGUACCCAACGCAAUGUACCUGCAGUCCUUCUGCGCUCCUACGACUCCCGUCGAGAACCUCCACCGGAAUUUGACUGCACCAUCUGGCAAGCUGGUCGCGCCACCUCAGCAACCGGACUCGCCUUCAAGCCGAUCCAAAUUGGCCAGCACAAGUUCAUCGAUGAGGGCUCCGGCACCUACAACCCUGCACCGCAAAUCCUAGAGGAGGCGGUGGUCAACGAGUGGCCUGGUCGGGAGGUUGGUGUGUUUGUGAGUGUUGGAACGGGCAAGCGGCCUUCGGGCACAAACAACCGACAGCAUGAAUGGUGGGAGGAUUUCUUUGGUGAUGCGCUGGGCACAUUCGCCGAGGCCCGGCGACGACUCAUUUCCAAGAUUGAAGGCUGUGAAGAUAUCCACCAGGAGAUGCUGCGGGACAUCCUAGCUAAGAGAAAUGUUUCGAGAGACAACUACUGCCGUUUGAAUGUUGAGGUUGGCGUGGGCGAGUUCGGCAUGAACGAAUGGAAUCGACUUGCCGACAUCAGCACCAAUACUCGACGAUACCUGGCGAGGCCCGAGGUGAAGAAGAUGAUUAUGGAUUCUGGUGUUCGGUUCGCCAAGAUCGAUCGCAUGAACAAGCGCCUAGCUGCGCAUGCCGCUGCUGGAGGGGAGCGGGAUGAUCUAUCUUUCGACUUAGAGCGAGAAGAGAUCACCGUCCACUCCCCGAUUGAGUCACCGUCUCAGUCUCAGUCUCAGUCUCAGUUCCAAUCCUUCUCCCAUUCUCUAUCUCAGUUCCCAUCUCCGCCUAGUACGGCCCCCUACUCCGUACCACCACCUUCCAACCCCAUUGCGAUCGAGCUUCCUGCGGAGCCCGUCGAGUACUUCUCUCACCCACCCACGCAAGUAUCACCACCGGUGCCUACUAGUGUGACGGUGACCGCACCGCCAGCCGAUGACUCGCUGCCCGCUCACCCCACGCCGCAUGAUAGCGUAACGGGUUUCCCUGCCCGCAAUUCAAGCGGCGAGGUGGCGACUUCUCGUCGCAGCCACGAUUACGGGCGGCCGUCGUCGCAGCAGCAGAGCGGGAGUCCUCCCCGCCGCAGUGCCGACCAGUACUCUGCUUUCAACGGGAUGCCACCCCCUAUCCCUCCCAAGACGCCCAUCCCCUAUCCGUCUGCCGACGAUGAUCGCGUUGCGAUGCCGGCGCCGCUGUUCUCGCAGCACCCCAUACCUGCCGCUACCGGGAAGGUCCGCCCGCCCUACCCUGUCGACGAGCCGCCGCCCGCUGUGAACCGACAAAGCAAGCCGAGCUACCAUCUACGAUGA
Messenger RNA from Penicillium macrosclerotiorum, 1968 nucleotides. RefSeq names its product putative Patatin-like serine hydrolase. Gene Ontology annotation, cellular component: membrane. Bases 1 to 1968 code for a protein of 655 amino acids. NCBI's taxonomy places the organism in Eukaryota, Fungi, Ascomycota, Eurotiomycetes, Eurotiales, Aspergillaceae. The record is from RefSeq and is a predicted model, not a curated record. Gene Ontology annotation, biological process: arachidonate metabolic process. The transcript is spliced from 3 exons.